UUGGAGGCAUAGAAUGAUAGAAAGCAGAUAUUCAUAUUCAUUCUUUCCAACAUCAACACACUCUCUUUCUUUUGUCUCUUUCUCCCUUCCCUGAGUUAAAUUUGCAACAAUUCUUCUGUUCCUCGAAUAAACUAUUCAACACUUUUCUUUUAUUAUAUAAAUCUCCAAAUUGCGCACACGAUUCUUUGCUUUCCUUGGAAACUCUCCCAAAUCCCACUACCCAUCACUCUCCUCUCUCAUAAAUUCCCCAUCUUUUUGUUCUCUCUCCAUUCCCCCAUUUGGGUCAUCUCCACCACCUCGCUUUCAUUCAAAGCUCGCAAAUUUCCGAUUCGGCAUGGACAAAUACGAGCUCGUCAAGGACAUAGGAUCUGGGAAUUUUGGAGUGGCCAGACUCAUGCGCCACAAAGACACCAAAGAGCUUGUUGCCAUGAAAUACAUUGAACGGGGUCACAAGAUCGAUGAGAAUGUUGCUAGGGAAAUCAUUAACCAUAGAAGUCUUCGGCACCCCAAUAUUAUUCGGUUCAAGGAGGUGGUUUUGACUCCCACACAUCUUGGUAUUGUUAUGGAGUAUGCAGCUGGUGGAGAGCUCUUCGAGCGAAUUUGCAGUGCUGGAAGAUUCAGUGAAGAUGAGGCUCGAUAUUUCUUCCAGCAGCUCAUCUCAGGAGUUAGCUACUGUCAUUCCAUGCAAAUCUGCCAUCGAGACUUGAAGCUGGAGAACACCUUAUUGGAUGGCAGCCCUGCCCCGCGGCUCAAAAUUUGUGAUUUUGGUUAUUCUAAGUCAUCCCUGCUUCAUUCUAGGCCUAAGUCAACAGUGGGAACUCCAGCCUACAUUGCACCUGAGGUUCUUUCACGUAGAGAGUAUGAUGGAAAGUUAGCAGAUGUAUGGUCAUGUGGAGUGACUCUUUAUGUAAUGCUGGUGGGAGCAUACCCAUUUGAAGAUCAGGAGGAUCCCAAAAAUUUUAGGAAAACCAUCAAUCGAAUUAUGGCUGUUCAAUACAAGAUCCCAGACUAUGUUCACAUAUCUCAAGACUGCAGACAUCUGCUAUCUCGCAUUUUUGUGGCAAAUCCAGUUAGGAGAAUCACCAUUAAGGAAAUCAAGUCCCACCCAUGGUUUUUAAAGAACUUGCCUAGAGAAUUAACAGAAGUAGCUCAAGCUGCCUACUACAGAAAAGAAAACCCAACCUUUUCUCUUCAGAGUAUAGAAGACAUCAUGAAUAUUGUUGAGGAGGCCAAGAGUCCACCUCUGGCAUCCAGGUCAAUCGGAGGAUUUGGCUGGGGAGGAGAAGAAGAAGAGGAUGAAACAAAAGAAGCAGAGGCUGAGCCCGAAGAAGAUGAGUAUGAAAAGAGAGUCAAGGAGGCACAGGCAAGCGGUGAAUUUCAUGUCAGUUAAAAAUGGUGUAGUUUUCGAUAGAACAAUAGAUUCUUGGUUUCCUUUGCACUUGGUUAACUUCAACUAAGGUGUGAAUGUUUUGCUCGUAUGUAUAAAAUUCAGUUUUCUGCAUAGGAAAUAGUGGAAUAAAUGAAUGUACAUUUUUCUUAAUGUUGUGCAAGGUUGUUAAUUGUGACUAUGUUACAAGUAUUUGACUUGUC
This is a messenger RNA of Cajanus cajan (pigeon pea), 1590 nucleotides long. RefSeq names its product serine/threonine-protein kinase SRK2A. Gene Ontology annotation, molecular function: ATP binding; protein serine/threonine kinase activity. The record is from RefSeq and is a predicted model, not a curated record. Gene Ontology annotation, biological process: protein phosphorylation. Lineage: Eukaryota; Viridiplantae; Streptophyta; Magnoliopsida; Fabales; Fabaceae.